AUGGCUGGCCUCCAACUCAACAUCUACGUCGGCAUCGGUAUAACAUGGAUUGCUGCGAUUAUAUCGAUGGGGAUGCGCGUUGCUGCACGCCGGUUGACCAAGGUGAAUUGGUGGUAUGAUGACUGGUUCUGCAUAGCUGCUUUUCUUUUCGCUACGGGGUACUGCGCUAUCUUGAUCCAUUGGACGAAAUACUGGUACCUUGGCAAGUUGAUGCCUGAUUCUCUCGACGAGCAGACGAGAGAAUCGAUCCUAUACCACGCAAGACUCCUCGGCUUCUUCAACUCCCUCUGUUAUGCCUCGUCACUCGCUACUUCCAAGAUAUCCAUCUUGUCCUUCUACUGGAGACUGUUCAGUCAGUCAGUCAUCAGGAUCCCAAUCAUCGUGAUGCUUGUCAUGUCCGUGAUUUGGAUGAUUCUACGAACUUUCAUGUUGAUCUUCCGCUGCGUCCCGGUGCAGUCGAUUUGGGAUAAGACCAUCACGGAUUCUGUUUGCAACAUCAACAGCGGUCAAUUUUUCCUCGGCACUAUCGUUACACAUUUUAUCAUGGACCUCAUCAUCUUGACCCUUCCCGUCAUUGAAGUAUACAGGCUCCGCCUUCGUCUCGGCCAGAAGUUGGCCAUCAUUGCGCUGUUUGUUCUGGGAACCAUUGUGUGUGUUGCCUCCGCUUUUGUUCUUGUUGAGCUCGUCAACUACAACAACGACACAACACAAAUGCCUUACGACUACGCAAUGUACUGCAUCCUUGGAGCUGUCGAGGUCAACGUUGCAAUUGUGUCUGCUUGCUUCCCCCUACUCCGGCCGGUAUUCCGCUACAUCCUCCCUUUGAGCUUCCUCAGCUCCAUUGGCUACGGCAGCAGUCAGCCAAUCAGCCGGCCGAGCAAUAUUAUCAAAUUGACGACACUUACACGGACGAAGCGAGAAGCAGAGGCCGCAGCCACAAAGUCGAGCUCGACACAUAACCUGGCUGACCCGGAGAGUGGUGAGAUGUCCGGGUUCGAUGGGAUACACGGGCAGCGUGCGGCUGGCAUCCAGACCGUCAUCUCGACUCGGUAUUGUGGCUCAGAGUCGAGCGGCGACGGGGAGCAUGAUAUAGGCGGUAGGCACGGAAUCCACGUCCGAAACGAGACGGUGGUGGAAGUGGAGGAGGUGGUGGAUAUCUUGGGUAAUAAAGCGCCCAGGAAGUGA
Messenger RNA from Clonostachys rhizophaga, 1185 nucleotides. The record is from the annotation of a GenBank genome assembly. NCBI's taxonomy places the organism in Eukaryota, Fungi, Ascomycota, Sordariomycetes, Hypocreales, Bionectriaceae.